AUGCCUGGACGGAUUCUGCCCACCUUCAGCCCAGAGGAGGUUGAGUCGCACAACAACGCCAAAUCCUGCUACGUGACUAUAGGCUCAAAAGUGUACGACAUCACUUCGUUUGUUGAUGAUCACCCAGGUGGUGGAGAUUUGGUUCUCGAAUACGCUGGAAAGGAUGUGGCCGAGAUCUUGCGGGACCCGGUAUCCCAUACCCAUUCCGAAUCAGCGUAUGAGAUAUUGGAGGAUAACCUGGUGGGAUUUAUCGGUACGGAAUCCAACUCAAAAUCAGCAAACGGGUUCGCUGCGAAUGGAGAGCCGGUUUACGCCACCACCGGGAUGUCCACAGCGGAGGAUCUAUCAGUGGAAACAGACGCCAAUCAGGACUAUCAGAAGCACCAGUUCUUGGACUUAAACAAGCCUCUCCUUAUGCAACUGUGGAAUAGCGGAUUCAGCAAAGAAUUCUACCUUGAGCAAGUCCACCGACCACGCCACUACAAAGGAGGUGAAUCUGCUCCCCUCUUCGGAAACUUCCUCGAGCCACUGAGCAAGACCGCCUGGUAUGUUGUGCCAAUUGUGUGGGUUCCCCCAGUCGUCUACGGGACAUGUCUUGGAGUUUCCGGUCUGGGCCAUGCUCCCGCCGCCGCUGGCUAUUGGAUGUUUGGGUUCUUUCUAUGGAGUUUGAUUGAGUACCUCAUGCAUAGAUUUCUGUUCCAUCUCGAUAAAUACCUUCCUGAUAACCGGGUCGGAAUAACCCUACACUUCCUUCUUCAUGGCAUCCACCAUUACCUACCAAUGGACAAGUACCGGCUUGUUAUGCCGCCCAGUCUAUUUGUGAUUCUUGCUGCGCCAUUCUGGAAACUUGCACAUGCAGUUUUCUUUUACAACUGGUAUGCUGCUCUGCUUGCGUACUGCGGCGGCGUUUUCGGGUACAUCUGUUAUGACUUGACGCAUUAUUUCCUGCACCACCGCAACCUUCCUUCCUACUACAAGGGGCUCAAAAAGUACCAUCUUGAGCAUCACUUCGCUGAUUUUGAUAAUGGCUUUGGUGUUACCAGCCGUUUCUGGGACCGGGUCUUUGGCACUGAGCUCGAGCUUCCUCCCCCAAAGGUUCUGAAGACCCAGUAG
Aspergillus mulundensis is the source of this 1113-nucleotide messenger RNA. Its product is annotated as fatty acid alpha-hydroxylase. The record is from RefSeq and is a predicted model, not a curated record. Gene Ontology annotation, biological process: lipid biosynthetic process; fatty acid metabolic process. Bases 1 to 1113 code for a protein of 370 amino acids. Gene Ontology annotation, molecular function: fatty acid 2-hydroxylase activity; heme binding; iron ion binding. NCBI's taxonomy places the organism in Eukaryota, Fungi, Ascomycota, Eurotiomycetes, Eurotiales, Aspergillaceae. The transcript has 3 exons. Gene Ontology annotation, cellular component: membrane; endoplasmic reticulum.